GCACGCCCACCGCCGGGAGGAUGGGCUGCGGGCGGCGGCGCGGCAGCCCCUGAGCUCCCCGAAGCCGCGGAAACAAAAGGAGCGAGCAGCGGCAGCACCGGGCCGGGGUGGAUGCAAGCAACCAUGAAAGGCUGGGUCUCCGCCUCCUCCGCUGCUGCCAGAGAGCUGCCGGCUGCCGCUGCUCGGAGGACUAGCCUGUGAAGGGGGCGGAGGAGAGGCUAGCUGGGCUCGCCGUGCAAAGGUAGAAGGUGUAAGGGAGAGGCGGAAAGAAAAUGUCUUCUUCGGUGGGGCCCCGCGGCCCUCGCCCGCCCACGGUGCCCCCCCCGAUGCAGGAGCUGCCCGACCUGAGCCACCUAACAGAGGAGGAGAGGAACAUCAUCAUGGCAGUGAUGGACCGGCAGAAAGAGGAGGAAGAAAAAGAAGAGGCCAUGCUCAACUUGGAUACCUGUGGAAUUAGUGACCCUUCUAGACAUGAUUUCAAAACCGCUUCAGGGGAGAAAACUGCUUUCAGUUGGUCAGACGGUUCUGUCGUAAAACAAUGGAGGUUGCAUCAACAAUUUGAAAGCUAUAAAGAGCAAGUAAGAAAGAUAGGGGAAGAAGCCCGCCGUUACCAGGGAGAGCACAAGGAUGAUGCUCCAACAUGUGGAAUCUGUCAUAAAACAAAGUUUGCAGAUGGUUGUGGCCAUUUAUGCUCUUAUUGCCGGACCAAGUUCUGUGCUCGAUGUGGAGGUCGUGUCUCUCUGCGAUCAAACAAUGAGGACAAAGUGUACAGGAAUACUGUUCCUCCUCAUUGUGGAUCACAUUCAACAGUACCUGUAAGAGUUAUGUGGGUAUGCAAUUUAUGUCGAAAGCAACAAGAAAUCCUAACGAAAUCUGGAGCGUGGUUUUUUGGAAGUGGACCACAGCCCUCACCCAGUCAGGACGGAACGCUGAGUGAUACGGCGACUGGCGCCAGCUCGGAUGCACCGAGAGAGAAGAAAGCAAGACUUCAAGAGCGAUCGAGGUCACAGACUCCCUUAAGUACAGCAGCUGCCUCAUCACAGGAAAUCUCUUCUUCUAGUGUGCAGUCUGACCGUAGGAAAGGAGCAGAAGUGUCGCAGCCAGCUAUGGGCCCGGACCAAAAGCAAGCUUCAAGGUCUAGAAGUGAACCUCCAAAAGAGAGGAAGAAGGCAGUAUUGGUUUCUGACCAGAAUGGCAAAGGUGUAAAGAGUGAGCGUAAGCGUGUGCCAAAAUCCUCACUUCAGAAAGAAGGAGCAACAGAUGACAGGGAGCGUAAAGAGCGGCAUGAAGGUAGAAGGCUGGAGAAAGGCAAGUCACAGGAUUACCCAGACUUGCCAGAGAAACUUGAGGAAGGCCAAGUGCCUGAUGAUGAAAAACAAAGGAAGGAAGAUGAAUAUCAUACCCGUUACAGGAGUGACCCCAAUCUGGCAAGAUAUCCUGUAAAACCACACCCUGAGGAGCAGCAGAUGCGCAUGCACGCAAAAGUUUCUAAAGCACGACAUGAGAGAAGACACAGUGAUGUAGCUUUGCCACACACAGAAAUGGAGGAAGCGGAGGUACCUGAGAAUAAAUUAGGAAAACGCUCCCAAUUACAGGGAACUCAGGACAGAAAAUCUCUUGUGGAAACUCAGAGGUCGUACUCUAUAGACAGAACAGGUGAUGUAAGAAUUUCUGUUUCUAAACAAUUAACUAAUCAUAGCCCACCAACUCCCAGGCAUAGUCCAGUUCCUAUAGAACACGUAGAAUACAAGAACCACGAUUCCUUUAUAAAACAGAGCCGCCUUGAUCCUAGCUCUGCUAUUCUCAUGCGAAAAGCAAAGCGGGAGAAAAUGGAGACCAUGCUAAGGAAUGAUUCCCUUAGCUCUGACCAGUCGGAAUCAGUGCGGCCAUCCCCUCCAAAGCCUCAUAGAGCAAAAAGAGGCGGAAAGAAAAGGCAGAUGUCAGUUAGUAGCUCAGAGGAAGAAGGGGCAUCAACACCAGAAUAUACUAGCUGUGAAGAUGUGGAGAUAGAAAGUGAAAGUGUCAGUGAAAAAGGUGACUUGGAUUAUUACUGGCUGGAUCCUGCCACGUGGCACAGCAGGGAGACGUCCCCUAUUAGUUCGCAUCCUGUAACGUGGCAGCCUUCCAAAGAGGGAGAUCGCUUAAUUGGGCGUGUUAUUCUUAACAAGAGAACAACCAUGCCUAAAGAAUCAGGUGCAUUGCUAGGGCUAAAAGUUGUUGGAGGAAAAAUGACAGAAUUAGGACGACUCGGUGCCUUCAUUACCAAAGUGAAGAAAGGUAGCUUGGCUGAUGUGGUGGGGCAUCUCAGAGCAGGGGAUGAAGUUCUAGAAUGGAAUGGUAAACCCUUGCCUGGAGCUACAAAUGAAGAAGUUUACAACAUUAUUUUAGAAUCAAAAUCAGAACCUCAAGUUGAAAUUAUUGUUUCAAGGCCUAUUGGACAUUUUCAUCAGUUUCAUUCUCUGAACUCCUUGAGACGUUUAUAUAAAAAUUACUAUGAUAUACCACGGAUUCCCGAGACUUCCCACCCCCCAUUAGAGUCUAGUUCAAGUUCUUUUGAAUCUCAGAAGAUGGAAAGGCCUUCUAUUUCUGUUAUAUCUCCGACUAGCCCUGGAGCCCUACGGGAUGCACCUCAGGUCCUACCAGGGCAGCUUUCUGUUAAACUCUGGUAUGACAAAGUGGGACAUCAGUUAAUAGUAAAUGUUCUACAGGCAACAGAUUUGCCACCAAGAGUAGAUGGACGCCCCAGAAAUCCCUAUGUAAAAAUGUAUUUUCUUCCUGACCGAAGUGAUAAAAGUAAAAGAAGGACCAAAACAGUAAAGAAAAGUCUAGAGCCAAAAUGGAAUCAAACUUUUCUCUACUCACAUGUACAUCGUAGAGAUUUUAGAGAACGAAUGCUUGAAAUUACUGUAUGGGAUCAGCCAAGAGUACAAGAAGAAGAGAGUGAAUUUCUUGGAGAGAUUCUUAUAGAGCUGGAGACAGCACUUUUAGAUGAUGAACCACAUUGGUAUAAGCUACAGACACAUGAUGAAUCUUCACUACCUCUGCCUCAGCCAUCACCAUUCAUGCCAAGAAGACAUGUUCAUGGUGGAGAAAGCACUAGCAAAAAAUUACAAAGAUCUCGGCCAAUCAGUGAUAGUGACAUCUCAGAUUUUGAUGUUGAUGAUGCUAUUGGAGUUGUUCCUCCAGUAGGUUAUAGGUCUAGUACUAGAGAAAGUAAAUCCACAACGCUAACUGUGCCAGAACAGCAAAGAACAACAACACAUCAUCGUUCACGUUCUGUGUCUCCUCACCGUGGCGACGAUCAGGGCAGGCCCCGUUCACGUUUACCAAAUGUGCCAUUACAGAGGAGUUUAGAUGAAAUUCAUCAAAUGAGAAGAUCACGUUCUCCAACUAGACACCAUGAUGCCUCCAGAACUCCCAUUGAUUACAGAUCCAGAGAGAUGGAUAGUCAGUAUUUGUCUGAUCAAGAAAGUGAGCUUCUUAUGCUGCCCAGAGCAAAGCGAGGAAGAAGUGCAGAGUGCCUACAUACCAUCAGAAGUUCGGUUAGGCACUAUAAAACAUUACCACCCAAGAUGCCUUUACUAGCAAAUGGUACUCACUGGAACCUAUACAGCUCAACUCUUCCUGCAUGUGCUAAGACCAAAUCUGUGAUUAGACAGGAUAUUUCACUCCUUCAUGAUUGCCUUAAUUCACGAAUAUCGAAAUUUGGAGAUGAUCUACUGGUUAGUGAACUGCAGCCCUCCCUUGACAGGGCUAGGAGUGCUAGUACCAACUGCUUGAGACCAGAUACUAGUUUGCAUUCACCAGAACGAGAAAGGGGUAGAUGGUCCCCCUCCCUAGAGAGGAGACGACCUACUAGUCCCAGGAUUCAUAUCCAGCAUGCAUCUCCGGAGGAUGACAGAACAAGGACGCUGGAGUUUUGCAUUCCAAAACAGGACAGUGUAGACCACCUAAGUGCUAAACCUGGAGCAGCACAGAGGCAGUCCAGAAAAGUGGAAAGAUACAGCAGCCAAAAACAAACUAGGAAAGGCCCUGCAGCUGAAACGGAAAGGGGUCUGCUACCAUGUCUUUCUAGAAGGGGACUUCCACCCCCACGAACGACUGAGCAGCCAGUCAUUAGGGGAAAACACCACGCUCGCUCCAGGUCGAGUGAGCAGGCUAGUGUCAGACCCUUAUGCCCCGUACAUCACCUAGCAUCCGGAGGCUCGGCGCCACCUUCUCCACUUCUGACAAGAACCCAUCAACAAGGAAGUCCCACGCAGUCUCCUCCUGCAGACACCUCCUUCAGCAGUCGUAGGGGAAGACAGCUACCGCAAGUUCCAGUAAGAAGUGGCAGUACAGAGCAAGAGCAAGAGAAUUUUAACUCUCCCACAAAAGCAAGCUUAGUAGUGGAGGAGCGAACGAGACAGAUGAAAAUGAAAGUGCACCGUUAUAAUCAGACAUCAGGGUCUGGUUCUAGCCAAGAACAUGAGCGUGAGCAAUAUACCAAGUAUAAUAUACAAACAGAUCAGUACAGAAGUUGUGAUAACGUCUCUGCCAAAUCAUCAGAUAGUGAUGUCAGUGAUGUGUCAGCCAUUUCCCGAACCAGCAGUGCCUCUCGCCUCAGCAGCACAAGUUUUAUGUCAGAGCAAUCCGAGCGCCCUCGGGGCAGGAUCAGUACAUUUACUCCUAAAAUGCAAGGCAGACGGAUGGGGACUUCAGGGAGAAUCACUAAGAGCACAAGUGUGAGCGGAGAGAUAUAUAAGCUGGAGCACAUUGAUGGGAGUCAGUCGGACACGGCUGUCGGCAUGGUUGGAACAGGUGGGAAGAAAAGGCGUUCCAGCUUUAGUGCCAAAGUGGUUGCCAUAGUGUCUCGAAGGAGCAGGAGCACAUCUCAACUUAGCCAAACAGAGGCUGGCAGCAAGAAGCUAAAGAGCACGAUACAGAGAAGCACAGAAACAGGAAUGGCAGCAGAGAUGAGAAGUCGUAUGGUUCGACAGCCAAGUCGAGAAUCCACUGACGGCAGCAUAAACAGUUAUAGCUCUGAGGGCAACUUAAUAUUUCCUGGAGUACGGCUGGGCGCUGACAGUCAGUUCAGUGAUUUCCUCGAUGGACUGGGACCUGCACAGUUAGUAGGCCGACAAACACUAGCAACCCCUGCCAUGGGUGACAUCCAAAUUGGAAUGGUGGAUAAAAAAGGCCAGUUAGAAGUAGAAGUCAUUAGAGCCCGUGGCCUCACACAAAAACCUGGCUCCAAGUCUACCCCAGCUCCGUAUGUCAAAGUGUAUUUACUGGAAAAUGGAGCAUGUAUAGCUAAGAAGAAGACAAGAAUUGCAAGGAAGACCCUUGAUCCUCUGUACCAACAGACACUGGUUUUUGAAGAAAGUCCACAGGGUAAAGUCCUUCAGGUAAUAGUUUGGGGAGACUAUGGCCGAAUGGACCACAAAUGCUUCAUGGGAGUUGCCCAGAUCCUUCUGGAGGAAUUGGAUCUGUCCAGUGUGGUAAUAGGCUGGUAUAAAUUAUUUCCACCUUCAUCGCUAGUGGAUCCAACAUUGACUCCCCUGACACGCAGGGCUUCCCAGUCAUCUCUGGAAAGUUCGACUGGGCCUCCCUGCAUUAGAUCGUAGUAGCAGGUGCUGUCUAUUCAAAACAUCACCCAGGAUAACAAUUGGAAUCAGAUAUUCACAUGAUCAAAAAACACUGUUGGAGAGAGACAAUCACUUCUGUUUUUGCUUGUAGUAGUUAUCCAAACAUAUGUCUGUCUGUUGAGAGAUGGCUUAAAUUGACAGAACAAAGGUAUAUCACAUACAGCUAAUCUAUUAGCAGCUAUCACUGAUGCUUAUAAUGAUUUAAAAAGAAAAAAAAAAAAAGAAAGAAAGAAAGGAAAAAGAAAAAAGAGAGAGACCUUUAGAUUCGACCUAAGUCAAAGAUGACCCAAACUGGAAGCUCUCACUCUGUUAACAAUGUUGUAUUUUUCACAUUUUGAGAGCCCUCAAGCAGUGUUACCUUCCUGGUGUUUCAGCAGUUUUUCUGUACUUGUCACUUCCACUAGUUUUUUGCCACGUGAUUCUGCUAGUUUUGUAGAAGUCCUCCCAAUGCGAACAGAGACCCUUCCUUUCUUUUUCUAAACCGAACAAAAAAGGGCUGAAGCAUAUCUCUGUAAGCAUCGUUAAAGUGUUCAACAGCCACAGUUACAAUUCCAGAGAGUUCAAAUAGUUUCUCAGUUCUGGUACUUACAAGUCUCUCACGCGGGAACCCAGAACAAAUACCAACCUAAGUUAUAUUCUUAAAAAUAAAAAUCAUCACAGUGCCACUUUUUCUUUGUAAAAAGCAGAUAUGUUUGCAUUAUAUAUAUAUAAUAACUUUUCUGUUUAUGAUGUUUUGCAUGGAAGAAUUUUGAAGAAUUCUGCAACUACUGCUGGGGACUGGUAUAAAGCAGCUUUAGUCUUAAUUUUGACAUUGAAUAUGUUACUGGUAAUGCAAUUUUCCUCCUAGAAAUGGAGAGGAAAUACUUACGUUUCUGUGUAUAAAUGUAUAUUUGACUUCCCAAAAUGUUGACCAGGAAUGAAUUGAGCAUAUGACACUUUCAGCUGUACCCAGGCUUCUCUGAUGUGUGUCGCUUCAGACGCACCUGUCUGCCCUGGAUAGAGCAUGGUAUGAGUUGUUCAGUGUUUCACUGGAAAUUCCAGUUGAAAUAUUCUGCACUUAAUAACGUUUUUAUCAAAUUUUAGUUUACAUUUCUUUGAGAUUGAUGCAAGCACAAGGCUUGAUUUUUUAACGCAAGAUAUCUUACUUUUUGGAGAAAAAAACAAUCAAAUUUCAAUUUGCUUUUUAUUCAUCUGAGUUCUUCUUGGCCUUGAAAUCCCUUGUGAUAUUCUGUAAAUGUGUGAAGAACUGCAGAUUCCUGCAGGUGCAUUGGUAUGUUUCCCCUCCUUUUACAGGCCAUUAAAUUUUGUGAUCACACAAAUAGAGCAGCAUGACUUGGAACUGUUCAAAGCUGCAUGCACGUUUUGUAAAAAGAGAUGAAAAAGGUUAUUUAAUAAUGUAUGUUAGUUCCACAUAGGCCAGCUUGUAUGUUGCAUGUACUUGUACAGUUUGCUCGUAAUUACUAUACUGAAGUAACCAAGAAAUCUAAGCCAUCCAUUUUUCUUAUAGACAUUUUGCAGGUUUUAGCCAGGCUAGGUCUGUGGGUCUGGUGCUAAAUGUCUAUAGAUGGACUUUAUUUUUUACCCUAUGGAAAACGUGAUGUAGUACGGACCAAAUUCCUUCUAAUAACUAUUUUGGUGUAGAUUCCUACUGUGGGGCUGUAACACAUGUAGAAACUGUGUACACACUAGGUUUUAAUUCAUAGACAUACUGCCUGCACCAAGUGAACUAUUUAUUAUUACUCAACACAUGGGAAUUAUUCUGCCCAUCUUUCCAUAGGGCACAGAUUGGUUACUGCUCGACCUGCUGAGCAGGAAGAACUCAAGCACUGGUGCACUACUACUAGAUCCUGUUCUGUCUUAGUGGCCAAAAACCAACUAGCUAUAAUUCGAUAGUAUCUUUCUAUUUUGACCACUUGUCUUAACACUCCCCUGUGCUUUUAAAUGAACUUCCAACUCAUGUUAUGUAAACAUGUUUAAUAAAAUUUCCUUUUCAUGUCCAGUGUAGUAGUUGUGCUCUCUGUAUGUUCUGAGGUUCAUCUGUGAUUCUGCUUGCUGCAGGACUGUGUGAAAUGUGUUAAGGAACAGUAAAAUAAGUAAUUUCUAUGGUUCUUUUGAUUGCUGUAAUAGUGUAUGUUGAAAUCUGGGGCCAAAAACUGAGGCCUGGUGAAAGUCAUGUUUGGUUGACUUCCUUUUUCCUGAGAGAGGAGCCAAAUUGUGCUCUCAUUUGUUGAAGCAGGCAAAUUGAAGUUUAAAAAAAAAAAAAGCCAAAUUUUUAUCUGUUGAAAUAAAAUCAGUUUGUUGAAGAGGAAUGAUGUGGUGGCUGCUUGUAGUAGGGCAGCGGGGCUAUACAAGUCAGACACCAGGUCUCCACUUGGUGUGUGCUGAACCUUUAAGAUAUGAGAACAACUACAGACCUUUGGCACUUUUUAAACCCAUGACUAUGCCCUUGUAUUGUAAUGCUGUUAUGAACAAUGCUUUAUAGAAAUUUACCUGAGAGCAGAAUUUGGCACUAAAAUUUUGCUAGAGAAGCAAAGAUUAUGUACUUUUUUUUUAGUUUUCCAUGUCCCACAGAUACCUGAUCACAAUUUAAAAAUAACAUAAAGACAGUAUUGCCUCACUUUGAACACUUUUGUUUAUUACUUCAUUUAACUGAAUACAUGGUUAAGAUACUGAAAAAAUGACUAAUUAAACAUGGUUAAUCUCUGAACAAAAGGCAUGUUA
Molecule: messenger RNA, 8348 nt
Organism: Corvus hawaiiensis (hawaiian crow)
Lineage: Eukaryota; Metazoa; Chordata; Aves; Passeriformes; Corvidae
Gene: RIMS1
Product: regulating synaptic membrane exocytosis 1
Exons: 38
Coding region: 273-5606 (1777 amino acids)
Biological process (GO): calcium ion-regulated exocytosis of neurotransmitter; regulation of membrane potential; regulation of synaptic plasticity
Cellular component (GO): presynaptic membrane; cytoskeleton of presynaptic active zone
Molecular function (GO): transmembrane transporter binding; small GTPase binding
Source: RefSeq, a predicted model, not a curated record